Molecule: messenger RNA, 1523 nt
Organism: Cucumis melo (muskmelon)
Lineage: Eukaryota; Viridiplantae; Streptophyta; Magnoliopsida; Cucurbitales; Cucurbitaceae
Product: target of rapamycin complex subunit LST8-1
Exons: 11
Coding region: 419-1369 (316 amino acids)
Biological process (GO): regulation of actin cytoskeleton organization; TOR signaling
Cellular component (GO): TORC2 complex; TORC1 complex
Molecular function (GO): protein binding
Source: RefSeq, a predicted model, not a curated record
AAAUGUUAGUUUAAUUUUUUUUCUAAGAAUAAUAUUAAAAAUGUUAUUCAUUUCCCUAUUUUGUCUGACGACGGCGCGAACCAUCAGAAUGGCUCUUUCGGUGGACUGUCGCCGGAGUUAGUCCAAACGCCGUUGUAAUUUCGGGACUCGGGAGCACCAUCUCUUUCAUGGAUUCCUUUCGAGUUUCUCCCUAUCAGUCUAACUCCUUCCGGAGACCACCAAUCCAUUAGGGUUCGUCAGAGUUGCGAUCCUAUUCCACCCGUGAUCGCGAGCUCUGACCGAUUAAACAAACUGGGCGCUUGUUCUCGUCUCCAUAAGUGCCUCCAAGUUAUAUUGCUCUGUCUCCUCAAGGGUUUUAUGAUCCCCUUUCGCUUUUGACUUGAGGAUGUCCAUGUUCUGAAAUUUUGAAGAGAUUAAGAUGACUCAACCAUCAGUGAUACUUGCAACCGCUAGCUAUGAUCAUACUAUUAGGUUUUGGGAGGCCAAAAGUGGUCGCUGUUACCGAACCAUACAAUAUCCUGAUUCUCAAGUUAAUAGACUGGAGAUUACCCCAGACAAAAGAUAUUUGGCUGCUGCUGGUAAUCCUCACAUACGGUUGUUUGAUAUCAAUUCAAACAGCCCUCAACCAAUAAUGAGUUAUGAUUCACAUACUAACAAUGUAAUGUCAGUGGGGUUUCAAUGUGAUGGGAACUGGAUGUAUUCAGGUUCUGAGGAUGGCACAGUAAAAAUAUGGGAUUUAAGGGCUCCUGGUUGUCAGAGAGAGUAUGAAAGUCGUGCUGCAGUUAACACCGUUGUUUUACAUCCUAAUCAGACUGAACUGAUAUCUGGAGAUCAAAAUGGUAAUAUCCGUGUGUGGGAUUUGACUGCAAAUUCAUGCAGCUGUGAAUUGGUGCCAGAAGUGGAUACAGCUGUAAGAUCUUUGACGGUUAUGUGGGAUGGGAGCUUGGUAGUUGCAGCAAAUAAUCAUGGCACAUGUUACGUCUGGCGCUUGUUACGUGGCACCCAGACGAUGACAAACUUUGAGCCACUUCAUAAACUUCAAGCACACAAGGGAUACAUUCUCAAGUGUCUUCUUUCACCUGAAUUCUGUGAACCCCAUCGAUACCUUGCCACUGCAUCUUCUGACAGCACUGUCAAAAUCUGGAACGUCGAUGGAUUCACAUUAGAAAAGACCCUUAUAGGACACCAACGCUGGGUGUGGGACUGUGUCUUCUCAGUUGAUGGUGCAUAUCUUAUAACAGCUUCUUCUGAUACUACGGCAAGACUCUGGUCCAUGUCAACUGGCAAAGAGAUGAAGGUUUAUCAAGGUCAUCAUAAAGCAACUAUUUGUUGUGCCCUUCACGAUGGAGCCGAGCCAUCGUCGGGUUGAAACUGGAGUUGGUGGUCAUAGUGUGUGGUAUACAGCCACCUCCUUUUCCGUCAUUUGUAAAUUAUAAAGAUAUUUGGUUGAGUCUUCCAGUAAGUGACAUAUUUAUAAAUCAAACAAUUUUAUUCUUCGGCAAUAGAGCUAAAUAAUUUAUCAA